Chlorocebus sabaeus (green monkey) is the source of this 5718-nucleotide messenger RNA. It is a transcript of the gene CHM, whose product is annotated as CHM Rab escort protein. Gene Ontology annotation, biological process: small GTPase-mediated signal transduction; protein geranylgeranylation; intracellular protein transport. Gene Ontology annotation, molecular function: GDP-dissociation inhibitor activity. NCBI's taxonomy places the organism in Eukaryota, Metazoa, Chordata, Mammalia, Primates, Cercopithecidae. The record is from RefSeq and is a predicted model, not a curated record. Gene Ontology annotation, cellular component: cytoplasm; cytosol; Rab-protein geranylgeranyltransferase complex.
UGGGUCGAGCGUGGGAGGGAGAACGGAAAGGAAGUGAGGUAGUCCGGAGUCAGCGCGGGAAUUGGCAGUUACAGGGAGGGGCUUGGACCCGCAGUGCUUAUCGCCAUUUGAGUAGGGGCUGAUCUGGUUGUUGCUGAUUGCUGAGGUUGGUUGCUGCGGUGAUUCCUGUUAAUUUCCUUAGAGGGAAGUGGAUGUGCAGUGUCAUGAAAUGGAGGGUCGGGAUUUUAUCAACGGAGACGACUUUGGCAAGACAUUAUGAUUCCUUCCUUAUUGAUUUCAAGGUUUGCCUGAAUCCAUCAUUGCAGCUGCAUGUUCAAGAAGUGGCCGGAGAGUUCUGCAUGUUGAUUCAAGAAGCUACUAUGGAGGAAACUGGGCCAGUUUUAGCUUUUCAGGACUAUUGUCCUGGCUAAAGGAACACCAGGAAAACAGUGACAUUGAAAAUGACAGUCCAGUGUGGCAAGACCAGAUCCUUGAAAAUGAAGAAGCCGUUGCUCUUAGCAGGAAGGACAAAACUAUUCAACAUGUGGAAGUAUUUUGUUAUGCCAGUCAGGAUUUGCAUGAAGAUGUAGAAGAGACUGGUGCACUGCAGAAAAAUCAUGCUCUUGUGACAUCUGCAAACUCCACAGAAGCUGCAGAUUCUGCCUUCCUACCUAUGGAGGAUGAGUCAUUAAGCACUAUGAACUGUGAAAUGCUCACAGAACAAACUCCAAGCAGUGAUCCAGAGAAUGCGCUAGAAGUAAAUGGUGCUGAAGUGACAGGGGAAAAAGAAAACCAUUGUGAUGAUAAAACUUGUGUGCCAUCAACUUCAGCAGAAGACGUGAGUGAAAAUGUGCCUAUAGCAGAAGAUACCACAGAACAACCAAAGAAAAACAGAAUUACUUACUCGCAAAUUAUUAAAGAAGGCAGGAGAUUUAAUAUUGAUUUAGUAUCAAAGCUGCUGUAUUCUCGAGGAUUGCUAAUUGAUCUUCUAAUCAAAUCUAAUGUUAGUCGAUAUGCAGAGUUUAAAAAUAUUACCAGGAUUCUUGCAUUUCGAGAAGGACGAGUGGAACAGGUUCCUUGUUCCAGAGCAGAUGUCUUUAAUAGCAAACAACUUACUAUGGUAGAAAAACGAAUGCUAAUGAAAUUUCUUACAUUUUGUAUGGAAUAUGAGAAAUAUCCUGAUGAAUAUAAAGGAUAUGAAGAUACUACAUUUUAUGAAUAUUUAAAAACUCAAAAAUUAACCCCCAACCUCCAAUAUAUUGUCCUGCAUUCAAUUGCAAUGACAUCAGAGACAGCCAGCAGUACCAUAGAUGGUCUCAAAGCUACCAGAAACUUUCUUCACUGUCUUGGGCGAUAUGGCAACACUCCAUUUUUGUUUCCUUUGUAUGGCCAAGGAGAACUCCCCCAGUGUUUCUGCAGGAUGUGUGCAGUGUUUGGUGGAAUUUAUUGUCUUCGCCAUUCAGUACAGUGCCUUGUAGUGGACAAAGAAUCCAGAAAAUGUAAAGCAAUUAUAGAUCAGUUUGGUCAGAGAAUUAUCUCUGAGCAUUUCCUCGUGGAGGACAGUUACUUUUCUGAGAACAUGUGCUCACGUGUGCAGUACAGGCAGAUCUCCAGGGCAGUGCUGAUUACAGAUAGAUCUGUCCUAAAAACAGAUUCAGAUCAACAGAUUUCCAUUUUGACAGUGCCAGCAGAGGAACCAGGAAUGUUUGCUGUUCGGGUCAUUGAGUUAUGUUCUUCAACGAUGACCUGCAUGAAGGGCACCUAUUUGGUUCAUUUGACUUGCACAUCUUCUAAAACAGCAAGAGAAGAUUUAGAACCAGUUGUGCAGAAGUUGUUUAUUCCAUAUACUGAAAUGGAGAUAGAAAAUGAACAAGUAGAAAAGCCAAGAAUUCUGUGGGCGCUUUACUUCAAUAUGAGAGAUUCGUCAGACAUCAGCAGGAGCUGUUACAAAGAUUUACCAUCCAACGUGUAUGUCUGCUCUGGCCCAGAUUGUGGUUUAGGAAAUGAUAAUGCAGUCAAACAGGCUGAAACACUUUUCCAGGAAAUCUGCCCCAGUGAAGAUUUCUGUCCCCCUCCACCAAAUCCUGAAGACAUUGUCCUUGAUGGAGACGGUUUACAGCCAGAGGCUUCAGAAUCCAGUGCCAUACCAGAGCCUAACUCAGAGACUUUGAAGGAAAGCACAAACCUUGGAAACCUAGAGGAGUCCUCUGAAUAAUGGAUAUACACCGAACUGGAUACCCAACUUUGGAAAUUUCUACUGGUCUCAGAGUCUACUUGAUAGAAGGACUGUUUGAAAAAUGUUAGAAAGCAGCAACAAUUAUAAGGCAAAAUAAGUAAUAGAAAUCCAAAAGGGGAUUUUCCUUAUAGAGGACGUUACAAGAACACACAACACUUACAAAGCACAUUGACUUGCUCAUUUUGAAUACCAAACUUGUGUGACUAGCAGAUGAAAAUUAUAAAUCAAUUGAUUCUCAGGAAUGUAACUGUGGAUAUGAAAGUGAUCCUAUGCAUUGUUAAUAAUUCCAUGGUCUUAGGACAAUUUUGCUUACCACUAUGGAUCUUUAUUUGAAAGCCACAUUUUCAGAACCAGCUCACAUAUUUUCUUUGGUUAUUUGGAUUAUAUUUUCUUUAUGGACAAGAGCAUCAUAACAUAAUGAUAAAAACAUAUAGAAAAACUAAAGUAUCAUGAUCUAGAUAGAAGCCUGUAUUUAGAAUACAGGUUUGUUUUGUUUUGUUUUGCUUUCUAUGUUGAGAAGCAUUGAAAAUGCUAAUACAAAGGUGUUUAGACAUUGUUAAGAACAAGUCAGUAGUGUUUUUUAGUAUCAGUAGUGAUAUUUGUUUGUAAAUUAUUUACAUAUUGGGAAAGGUCAAUAAUGAAGAAGUGAAAGAAUGGAAGGAAAGGUGUGGAUAGGCUCAUUGAUAUUUGGAUGUUCUGUCUGUCAAAUAACUAGAGUAUUAGGCUAAUUGUCUACAGACCUAAUUUAAUCCUGGCUGUACUUCUGAUGAUAUGUGGUAAAUUGUUUAACUUCUGAGCCUACGUUUCUCCAUAUAUAAAGUGGAAAUAGUAUUACUAUGCCUACUGUAUGAGAAUGGUUAUGAAGACCAAUGCAAUGCCAUGUUUAGAAUGGGUUUGCCAGAAGAAAAUCGUUUUAGAAUUUUCCCAUUGACUUGAUGAAUCUCAGAAGUCUCAUGCAGGAAAUAAUUGCUUGUUGUCAGUCAACAAACGAAAUAGAUCACAGCAUUUUUAUUGCAUUAAGCUUUUUAAAUGAAAAUUUCUUUUUAAAUUCUUACUUACAUAAAUUCUUACAUAAGUAUUUUAUAUUCUUACAUACAGACCAGUAAAAAUAGUAACAAGUAGAAUUGUGGUUUUGAAAUAUUACUAAGGAAAACACUCUAUAAAUUGUUAAUAUUCCUUUUCUGGUAGGUAAACCUGCAACCACCAAGGGCUCCAAAUUGUGUAUGACAGUUGGCAAGCCCUAAAAUACACUCUACAUAAAAAUGUUAGGGUUGCCUGUAAUCCCAGCACUUCGGGAGGCUGAGACGGGCAGAUCACUUGAGGUCAGGAGUUUAAGACCAGCCUGGCCAACAUGACGAAACCCCAUCUCUACUAAAAAUACAAAAUUUUAGCUGGGUGUGAUGGCGGGCACCUGUAAUCUCAACUACUUUGGAGGCUGAGAUAGGAGACUCACUUGAACCAGGGAGGCGGAGGUUGCAGUGAGCCAAGAUUGUGCCACUGCACUCCAGCCUGGGUGACAGAGCAAGACUCUGUCUCAAAAAAAAAAGAAGUUAGGGCUGUACAUAGGCAGCAAACCAAGCUACAGUGACGUUGCCUGUAUUUAAAUUUUCUCAAAUGGCCAAGCUCUGAUGGUCUACUUUAUUUGAGUAAUAGUUUAGACUUACAAUUGCCUGUAAAUAAACAAAAAAAUGCACUCUUAGUUUUUUUGUUUUUUUGGUUUUUUUCCCGCAAGAUCUGGCCUAUAUUGUCUGUCAGGAAGCCAUGGCUCCAAUGUAAAGUACAUAGUUCUUACAUACUUCAACUGCAGCUGGUCCCUGACCUCACCAGGUUUCAGAGAUGUUCUUAAAGGAAGCCAGCUGUGACAGGUCACAGAUUCAUGGGAAAUGGAAAGAACCAAGGAACGUAGCUCUUGCCUCACCUUUCUACCCACUGCAGAUGUAGUUCAAGCCAGAAUAAUGGAAGAACUUAACUUACUAGCCUCUCAGGCUGCUCCUAUCCCUACCUCCCAGUGUACAGCCCCUCCCCAUCUCUUUAGUCCCCUUUCCUUCGCUUCCCCUUUUAUAAUGUCACAUAAAUCAGGGACAGUAGGAUCACAUUAUAACCUACUUUGUCACAGGGAUUCGAUUUUUCUUACAUCAAAUCAUGUUUCCUGAAACCCAGCUGGGGCGUAUGCACUCAAUGUCUAAUACAUACCUAUUAAUGUACCGGGUAUUGGCCUUGCCCCUGGAUGUCAGCAAUAUAUUAUAAAAGGUUCCAGUAGAUGAGACGAUUGAGUCUGAGUACAAUUGCAGUAAAUUCUGCCAAUAAAGAUAUUGUACUGUUACGGUCUUAGAGUUAAGGCCACUUGAAUGCAGUAUGCACAUUCAUGUAAACAGACAAUCAGGGUAGGCCUAGAAUAACCACAAAAAUUCUAUUGGCCUUACUACAGCCGCCUAUGUGUAGAACAGUGGAGGAGAUAGUUUGUGGUCCAUUAUUGUACCCUGUUUCAUCCAUUAGCCAGCAUCAGAAUCUCUCAGGUCAUUUAUUAAAUACGAUUGAAAUGUUUAAAAGUUCCUGAACAUGAUUCGUGAUGAUUAAAAUAUCAUAUGACUGAUAAAAGACUUUAAGAACUUUAGCUAUUACCUGUUACCUCAAAAUGUAACAGAAAUUAUUCUUAGAGCUUUCUUUUUAGCUAUCCUAAUUACUGCAAAUAAAUAUGUGUUCUUAUAGUUUUAAAUCUAAAAGAAAAAUCUUUUGGUUUUGUUUUAAAACCUUAAACUUGAAGUCAUAUUAAUAAAAUUAAUAUAUUGUACAUAGUGGAAAAUUUUCAGUAGCUAAUUUAAAAUUUCAAAAAAUCUAUUAAAGAAUUUUGAUUCAUAUAUUUAAACUUUUUAGUUAUGCAUGCUUCUUAUUAACCAAAAAUGAUAAUACCAUUCAGUUUAGUGAUCAGUAUGAGAACCAAUACCUAAUCCUUAUGUUGCUGUUGUAUUUUUUCCUAGUGGUGUGCCUGCUCAGAAAAACAUAUACUGUAUGUGUAUACAUACCUGUGUAUAUAUAAAAGGUCAAUUUAUAUAUUUUUCUAUAGGAAAAUGGAAUAACAAUUUCCCUACCUCCCAUAAUAUAUAUUUGUCCAUAUUAAAAUAGCCACAUUGAUGAUAAUUUCUAGAACUAGUUUCUGAGAUUGUCAGCCCUUUGUCUAAAAUAAUGGCAGUAUUAAUGAUUGACUUCUGUCACUGCCAUAGUUACCUGGAUUGGCAGCCUUAGUAGCCUUUGUCUAAAAUCCUAAAGAGUUCCCAAAAAAUUUGUUGAAAUUUAAUUGCUAAAUAGUGGUUGGUGAUUCUUUACAUCAGGAAUUGUAAUAAUUUUCUUGCAAAUAAGUUAUUUACUGCUAUUGAUAUUGAAGAAUUCAUCUUUUACUCAGUUAAUUUUAUGUAUUUCAAAAAGCAUGAAUAUAUGAUUAUUCAUAAAUUGUACACUUUAACAGUAAGUUUUCAAAGGAAAUAAAGACUUUUAAAUCCUUUUCA